AUGGCUCAUGGUGGCGGCGGCGAUGGAAAUCGGGUCGGGCCGGACUUCAACCUACCCGACGAGGUUCUUGCCGUCAUACCCACGGACCCGUACGACCAGCUGGAUCUGGCCCGCAAGAUUACUUCCAUGGCAAUCGCGUCGCGGGUUUCGAAACUCGAGACGGAGGCGGCGAGGCUCCGCCAGAAGCUCGGCGAGAAAGACCGACUAAUUCAAGAGCUCGAGGAGAAGGUCUCACAGCUCGAGGGCGCCUACCAAGACGCGGAGCUGCGAUUGAAACUUACUCGCGAGGAUAAUGUGAAGCUAUUGACGGAGAGGGAUUCUUUAGCUUCCACUGCAAAGAAGCUCAGUCGUGAUUUGGCAAAGCUCGAGACAUUUAAGAGGCAAUUGAUGCAGUCAUUGAAUGAAGAAAAUUCACCGACAGAAACGGUGGAUAUUGGCACUUAUGACCAAACAGUGCCUAAGGCAUAUUCUACUAGUGAUGACUCGAAUGGCUACAGAAAAUAUCACUCCUACAGCGGGUCCAUCAAUACCACAAGCUUAAGUGACGAAGGUAUUUUUACUCACUUCCUCAAGCAGGAGAGAUAA
Molecule: messenger RNA, 585 nt
Organism: Striga hermonthica
Lineage: Eukaryota; Viridiplantae; Streptophyta; Magnoliopsida; Lamiales; Orobanchaceae
Source: the annotation of a GenBank genome assembly